AUGGAUCGCCGCAUCGUACCUGUCUCGCCGGCUAGCGGGCGCGGCGAGCUCGUGGUCAUCGAGGUGCUGCAACAGGGCGCCCACGCACUCGAUGUCCGGCUGGUUGGGUGUGAAGGCGAGAGCCCGUACGUCGCAAACAUCAAACACAGCCAGCUUCCAAAAUUGAAACACAAAUUCAAGGGCAGCGACGCAGAGUGGGAGGCCAUCCUGGCUCACUUCCUGCUGCAGAAGCAGCCAGACCCAAAUCAGUCCAAUUUAUUCGAAGGCGUGCACAUGGUCUACGCAUUGAAAAAGAAUAAUCUCCAAGUCUCUAUUCGGCAAGAUGUUCAAGGGAUCAAGGUCACCUGGGGUGAGAUCAUACUGCCCAGAGAUGAUGAGUUCGAGUUCAACCCGUUUGAGUGGGCCCAGGCAUCUGCCCAGGCGCAUUCCCAGACGCUGCAAGAGCUGGCCGAAGUGAGGGCGCGGAUGGACGGCGAGAAGGACACCAUCACAAGGCUCAAUCUUCAGCUAGAUGACUUUAUCAAAACUAAAAAUGAGGCUGAAACAGCCAUGUUGCAGCAGUUCAUGGAGCUGCUAAACGAGAAAAAGAGGAAGAUCCGAGACCAGAGUCGUUUGCUCGCGAGCGCAAAAGUCGACAAGUUUACAGCAACUGCGAUACAGUCAGCUAGGACAGAAACACCACGCAAAGCAGGUCCGUCACGGACGUCUAAGCGGAAAGCACCGAGCAGGGCUGCCAAAGUCGCUGUGCAGCAAGACUCCGAUAGCGACCAAAAUCAAAUCAAGGCCGAUGAAGCGGGGUCGGAAGAACCAGAUGAAGACGACGGUACCACUGGCCGGGCCACGCCAGAUCACGGGUCUGACACUGAAACGGAGUCCGAAGUUGAGGCGUCUGACAGCGGCCGAGAAGGUGGGUCACCUGAGACACUUAAAUCAACUUCUACAGCUGCGCAACCUACGAACGAGUCUGAUCCAUCAAGCAACGGACCGCCGCCGCCGCGUUCCUUACCAUUCGGCAGAGCAGGCACGCGGAGCAAGGGGCUAGUCAAGAAACCUUCGCCGCCGCCGCCAGCAGACGACGAUGACGACGAAACCGACGAUGAAGAGCUUUGA
Molecule: messenger RNA, 1110 nt
Organism: Boeremia exigua
Lineage: Eukaryota; Fungi; Ascomycota; Dothideomycetes; Pleosporales; Didymellaceae
Exons: 4
Coding region: 1-1110 (369 amino acids)
Source: RefSeq, a predicted model, not a curated record